GCAGACGCCGGCUGAACAAUUCCGCUUCCCAACACCACCAGACGUUUUUCCUCUGCUCUCCCUUCCGCCUUCUUGCGACGAGGAUUUUCCAUUUUGAUUUCGUUGUUUGACGCUCGUCCGAUCAGCAGCCCGAUAUGGAGGUGCUACGUCCUUGCUUGUGAUCGGUUUGGAAGAAACAGUAAUGCCACUGACAUGGGAAAGAAGGGAAGUUGGUUUUCCGCAAUCAAGAGAGUUUUCAGUCACCACUCCAAGGAAAAGGCAGUCAAUCAGGAUUCUGAACAGAAAAACACAAAAGAAAAGAAGAAGAAAGGUCUUGGAAAACUAAGGCGUGGAGAGACAAAUUCAUUCAUUCCCCUCUUCAGGGAGCCAAGCAGUAUUGAAAAAAUCUUUGGGGACUUUGAAAGAGAGCAGCAAUUAGUAACUUUCAGGCCUGACACGCCUCCUGAGCUACCCAAAACACCACCUUUUGUGCCUCCCAGAGCUGCUUCUCCUAGGGCUCCUUCGCCAAAGACUGCUUCUCCAAGGGCUCCUUCUCCAAGGGUUGCUUCUCCGAGAGCAGCAUCUCCUAGGAGGAUUGUUCAUCACCAUAGACCAGAACCAAAGCUAAGGAACCACCAUGCCUCAGCAACUAAGAUCCAGGCUGCGUAUAGAGGUUAUAUGGCUAGGAGGAGUUUUAGGGCUCUGAAGGGUCUGGUGAGGCUUCAAGGAGUGGUAAGAGGACAGAAUGUGAAGAGGCAGACGAUGAAUGCCAUGAAAUACAUGCAAUUGUUGGUGCGGGUUCAAUCUCAGAUUCAGUCCCGGAGGAUUCAGAUGUUGGAAAACCAGGCACGAUAUCAAGCUGAGUACAAGAAUGAUAAAGAAGUGGCAAGUAACUUGGGCAAGUUGACUUUAGGCCAUGGAUCUGAGGCAGGUAACCAUGAAGAUUGGGAUGACAGCUUACUGACAAAAGAGGAAAUAGAGGCAAGGUUGCAGAGGAAGGUGGAAGCAAUCAUCAAAAGAGAAAGGGCAAUGGCAUAUGCGUACUCCCAUCAGUUGUGGAAAGCCACUCCUACAUCAACCCAUACACCGGGGUCAGAGAUGCGAUCUGGGGGAUUUCCAUGGUGGUGGAACUGGUUGGAAAGGCAGCUGCCCUCAGCAAACCCUCAAGGAGGCCAAGUCUUGAAGAAUUUUCAAUUUACACCUCCCAGACCAUAUUCUGAACAGAAGACUAGUCCACAACCUGCCUCAAGCACCCAUAAGCAGCAGCGCUAUGGGUUUGAUAAUAUGGAUGCAGCCACACCAAAAUCCACUAAAUCAGCUGUAGUAUCAUCCGCAAAACCAGCAAGAACCCCGCAAGGAAACAGCUCAAGCUUGCCUAAGUAUUCGAGAACAAGGGUGGGGGGAACUGAUUCACCUUUUGAUGUGCCACUCAAGGAUGAUGAUAGCCUCACAAGCUGCCCACCAUUUUCAGUACCGAACUACAUGGCUCCAACCCUAUCUGCCAAGGCCAAAGUGCGUGCUAGUAGUAAUGGAAGAGAAAGUUUUCCUGGGACUCCAAACUCUGAAUCAAAGAGGCGGCUUUCAUUUCCUCUUUCGCAAGGAAUUGGGUCCUUCAAAUGGACAAAAGGGUCCUUGUUCUCAAGCAAGGAUCCUAGACCUCAAAGGAUGUUAGAUAAGAACCAGUCACUUCAAUCUCUAGGAAACUUGAGUGUGGAUUCAACCGUGUCUUUACCCGCAGGCGUUGGAAGAAAGCCGUUUAACAGAUUUGUGUGAUUUUUAUUUUGUGGCGCAUUCUUUUGAACACCCCCCGCCUCCGGGGGCGCCCCUGCUCUUUGUACCUGGUGGUGUUGUGAGUUAUGUUAUGAUUUGAGUGUGUGAUGAUAGUUUGAGAAAAAAAGGAUACAUUUGUAAACUAAUAAAGAGAUGAUAGGAAAUGACGGUCUCGUCAUAUAGUAUUUGCUUUUUAUUGAACGGUACCGCAUACAGAAUUCAAUUUGGUUUGCCUUCAGUUUAUUUG
Molecule: messenger RNA, 1996 nt
Organism: Neltuma alba
Lineage: Eukaryota; Viridiplantae; Streptophyta; Magnoliopsida; Fabales; Fabaceae
Product: protein IQ-DOMAIN 14
Exons: 7
Coding region: 193-1752 (519 amino acids)
Molecular function (GO): protein binding
Source: RefSeq, a predicted model, not a curated record